Molecule: messenger RNA, 759 nt
Organism: Striga asiatica
Lineage: Eukaryota; Viridiplantae; Streptophyta; Magnoliopsida; Lamiales; Orobanchaceae
Source: the annotation of a GenBank genome assembly
AUGAAUGAAAAUAAUAAUAAUGACAAGAAGCACUUUGUGCUGGUGCACGCUCGUGAGCCUACUGAAGCAGGACAACCGGCACAGGGUCACCGCCCUAGACCUCGCUGGCUGUGGGGUCCACUCGAGCCAGCUCCACCAGAUUUUCUCCUUUUCCGACUAAGCCCGACCGCUUAUGGACUUUCUCUCUCGUCUCUCCCAGACGACGAGCGGGUCAUUUUGGUGGGCCAUAGUUACGGUGGAAUCUCAAUUUCCGUAGCGGCCGAGACUUUCCCCGGUAAAGUGUCAUUGGCCGUGUUCGUCAUGGCCUACAUGCCUAAUUGCACGGACCCCCCUGGCGAUUUCGUUCGGAAGUUUGUGAAGAGGACCUCGGACGAGUCGUCGUUUAUGGAUUGCGAGUUUGUGUUCGAUCCGGAAUUUGGAGAGCUGCCGAUUUCGGCAGCCUUCCGAGUGGAUGACAUGGCAGGAAAUUGCCAAUUAGAGGAUGUGGAAUUAGCGAAAAUGCUGUUGAGACCGAGUUUGUCCUUCGCGAAGGAUUUGAGCAAGCCAGGUUUGUUGUCCCAAGAUAGGUAUGGUAAAAUCAAACGUUGUUAUGUAAUAUGCGAGGAAGAUGAUGCCUCGAGUGUGGAGUUUCAGAGGCACAAUAUCGAGGAAAAUCCGCCAGACGUCGUGUCCAUAGCCGAGGCUGGCCAUAUGGUCAUGUUUACGAGGCCUCAAGAGCUCUGCCAUUGCUUGCUGGAGUUAGCUGAUAAAUAUGAUUAG